AUUGUUGAGUUACACUGAACAUUUGUUACAUCACAAAAACGGAACUCACCACGUUCUUGUCUAUAUUUGUUUCAGAAAAAGGUACAAAUACACAAAAGUAUUUUCACAGCAGCCAUUUUGAAAUGGCAAAUGCACAACUGUUCAGGGACCACACAAGGGUACAUGGCUCAAUUCCACUAAACCACCGCACUUCGUUCCUGCUCAGUGAAACUGAACUCUCACCUUCUUUUGCCUUCAGUGUAAUAGUAAGGUAAACAUGCUUAUAUGCAAUUUUUAGUAUUACCGCUCACUGUGAUCACUGUGUUUUUUUUGUUUGUUUGUUUUUUGUUUUUGUUUGUUUUUUUGUUUUUAAGGUGACCUGGGUGACUGACAACUUAAAGAGACAACUGUUACUCGUCCAUUUUAAUGAGUGGGGACAAAGAAAACAUACACAUCUACUCUUCAUACGGCACUGGGGCCAUCAACGUCCAUAAGAUUAGUGUAAAGAUUGUACGUAAAUGCGGCUGAGAAUACCGACGACUCUUCGCUAUAAAUAAAACGGGCUCACUGCACAUGCGCAAUGUGCAGAGGACGGCAUUAUCCUCUUCCUCUUCUGUCAUUUGAGCGUCACUCAGUGGACAGACUCUCUAGUUAUUCUACAACAGGAGAAGAUGUCAUCCUGUUCACUCGCGGGCCUUUUAUUUAUUCUCCUCUUUGUAGGUGCAGCCAGUUUUGAUGGAAGAGAACAAGUAAAAACAAUUUGUAACGGAAAGGAAUUUCAUUUGCCUGUGUACACAAGGUACAGCAGUGUCAUAUUUACCCCGGACGAUGGCGGACCAAAGCGCAUCCUGCUGGAGGAAACCAAUGUUCUGGACUCUCGCUUCAAGUGGACCAGAAAUAUGGUGUUAGUGGUGGAAAAGGUGACUCACGGUGAUCAGGGCCGUUACGCCAUCGGACACAUUCCUGGAUUCACCUUCGAGACUGUGCAUCUGACUGUUAAGGAUUGCUCCAAGAACUACUACCGAAACUAUGGAGACAAAUUUGAGGUCAGAAUCGACAAAGGUGGCGUCUUUCUUGAGUUUUUUCCCCGAGGUGCUCCACCUGAGUCCAUGCCCGUUGUGCUCUGGAAUCAGACCAAUCCCCAAACAAGCAGCGUGGGACGUGGUCGGCUACUGCAAGGUAGAAAUGUCUGGGUGGCUGAAAGAGUGACCCAAGUGGACCAGGGCAACUUCACAGUCAGAGACAAAAAUGGAAAUGUGUUGUCCCGCAGCAUCCUGACUGUCCAUGGGCGCAUCUCCAAUAUAACCCACUUCACCAAAGAGUCUCUGAAUUUGCCCCUCGUUCUUCCUGUUAGUUAUGUCCACCUCACUUUUACACCCACCCAACGCCCAAAUCAUUCCUCCUUGGGCUUUGUGGACCUCCACCCACCCAGUGACCCCAUCCAGUUGAUCCGUGAGGGUAAAAUAAUAGACCACGACGUGCGCUACAGGGGCCACGUCUUUCUGGGCAUGAAUGGUACGACCCACGUGGUCAUUAUAGAGAGGCUGACAUCAGUGCAUGAUGGAGUUUAUGAAAUCAGAGAUGGAGAUGGAAACCUGGUGUCCUCCACCUCAGUACAUGUGAUAGAAAAGAUAGGCAAAUGGAGAGCACUUCUCAAGUCCGUCUCUGUCCCUUCUGGGAUGUUUGUGUCGCUGGCCGGUUUCGUCCUGUUCUUGAAGCGCUACCCACACUGCAGCUUGUCACACAUCAUUACGUGUUUCAGAGGUAACCGUGGACAACCGGCAGCUCACCCCCCAAGAGUAAACAUUCAGACCAACAGACCACGAGCUGGAAACUCCCCUUGUCACAAUACAACUACUGCGAAUAGACCUAUCGAAGAAGAGAGGAGAGUUUCCUUUUCAUUGCCUUGGUCUUCAGAUUGUCUGCAAUCAUCUGAGGACUGUGUUCAAUUCCAGAUCAAAAAUGAAAAAAAGGAAAAUACCAACACUUCUCGGGGCGACUUUUCUACUCUGCCACUGGACAAAAAUAUAGCUGAAUCUGGCAGUGUUUACACUUCAGAGAAGCUGAACUUUUGAACUGACAAUUCAAGUUGAAGAGGAAAAGGAGAUAUCUGGCUCUGAGGCUCUGAGAAACAAUAUGUUUUGGCUCUUGACUUUUGUUGAAAAAAAAAUGCUAUAUGUGCCUUUUAUACCUUAACAUAGUUUAGUAUUGAUAAAGCAUAUUAUUUCCUUCAUGAGAUUCUGCUGAAGUUGGCAUGAGCUUCUGUUUCCCACCUGACUCUUUUAACGGUGCUUCUCAUCUCUACUGCUGUUACCUACCUCCGGAAUCUCAGGAUCAACGCUUGCUGUACUGUAUUCUGCACAUAUGUACUUGCAGCAUGUUUUUCUAUCCAAGGGAAUGUACAAACGUCCUUUUUCUGAUAAAACAUUUACUUUCAAGAUUUGUUUUAAUUCUAUAUAGAGACAUCCAUUCAAUGGAUCUUUUUUAUUUUUACAGCAUGUUGUAUCCAUGUCAUUUUUUUAAAGUUUUAUUUGAAACUCUAUAAAUAAUUGCAGUAAUGUCUGAUGAAAUACAUAAUAGUCCAACAGAUAUUGAAAUGACCUAACCCUUGUGUACAGGACAAUUAUGGUUAUCACUACAUAUUUAAUUGUCAAAACAGGCUGGACUGAAAGGACUGAAAGUGUAGCCUAGAGAAGUUCCUCAAUAUGCAGUGUGACACAUGAUAAUAUUAUUAUGUCUAUGUCAAUUCAUGUACAUGUUUUGUAUAUGUGAUUUGUUUCUAAUAUAUACAAUGUAAUAUAGGUAUAUAUAUAGUAACUGUUGUCUUAUCCUGUUAAGUCCAAAUAAAACCCAUUUUAUUGUGAAAA
Messenger RNA from Cynoglossus semilaevis (tongue sole), 2846 nucleotides. RefSeq lists its product as uncharacterized. The transcript is spliced from 10 exons. Lineage: Eukaryota; Metazoa; Chordata; Actinopteri; Pleuronectiformes; Cynoglossidae. The coding region runs from base 651 to 2054 and encodes 467 amino acids. The record is from RefSeq and is a predicted model, not a curated record.